AUGGCAGGCAGGGUGUUGCUGGCGCUGGUGGGCGUCAGCUGGGGGGUGGCAGCAGGAGAGACGACGAACACAAGCAACACGACGACAAUGACGAUACCAGCAGGAACAGUCAUGUUCUCGGACCUUUACUGUACAGGAGACAGCACGUUCGUUCCUGCAGAUACGUGCCUAAAGCUCGGCUUCGACGAGUGGCAGGGAGAGUCGUUCUAUUUCCAGUGCUCCUGCAAGAAAUGUCAGUCCGACCAGUGCACGACGAGCGAUUGUGUUGACUGCGGUCAAUAUAUGUCUGGAGUCUGGUUCAAGCCGCCCCAGUCAUGGCUGCCGAUGUUGCAUUGUGGAGUCUAUCUCAGAAAUGGAUGCGGGGUAGACUCAGAAUGGCCUGGCGAAGCAUGCGUGACGACUAAGAUGGAGGCUGGUCGAUGUUUCAAUCUCAACAGCAUCUGCAUCACAGGAUUGCAGAAUGAUCCUACCAUCUGCGAGUCUCCUGACAUCAUCUUCCAAAAUGGCGGCAAGAAGCCAUGUUUCAAGAGUUUGCUCACCACCAACUUCAUGUGCCCUGGAUGGGACCUGUUCGGAUAG
Messenger RNA from Guillardia theta CCMP2712, 579 nucleotides. RefSeq lists its product as hypothetical. The transcript is spliced from 8 exons. The coding region runs from base 1 to 579 and encodes 192 amino acids. Lineage: Eukaryota; Cryptophyceae; Pyrenomonadales; Geminigeraceae. The record is from RefSeq and is a predicted model, not a curated record.